AUUCAAAGUAAAAUGAGCCUCCUUAUUAAAGGGAGCAGCGAAGAAAGAGACUCUGCUUGUCCGCACGGGCAACCACCUCCCGCUCGAGUCCGACCCUGUCCAUGGCAGCAGCCCCGCUGGCUGCCCACCAGCCGUCGUCGUCGCGCUAGUCUCCUGAUAGAUGCAUGGGGGCCGCCUCCCGCCGCGCGGCGCCGGCGCCGGCCUGGCGGUCGUCGUGCCUAGCGCUGUGCCUGCUGCCCGUCGCGCUGCCGCUGCUGCUGCUCUGCCUCCCGCUGCUCUGCGUCGUCGUCGCCUUCGCCCGCUUCCGCCGCCGCCGGCGCAGGCUGCUGGUGACGGCGGCGAAGAGCAGGAGUUGCUGUCCCGGUGAGCGAUCGUUGCACGAGGCGGAGGGCCACCGCGCCGCGCUGCUGCACAAGUACCUCGAGGACCAGAUGGAGCUCGUGGCCGGCGACGCCGUUGCCGUGGACCCGACGCCGAGCUCGCAGCGAAGCCACCCACAUCAGAAGCAGCAGUAGCGUGGGCUACAAGACGGCGCAGGAAACAGAGCUUGAUGACUACGGGCGGAUGAUCUGAUUAGAGGACUUCGGUGUUCUUGCGUCACUUUGUUCUCUUAGGACGGACUUGUUUGUAGAUGGUUGUUCCCGCUGUAAAUUCCUCUUUUUUUUUUGACAAAGAUAAAGUUGAGC
Molecule: messenger RNA, 686 nt
Organism: Zea mays
Lineage: Eukaryota; Viridiplantae; Streptophyta; Magnoliopsida; Poales; Poaceae
Source: RefSeq, marked validated